Molecule: messenger RNA, 505 nt
Organism: Saitoella complicata NRRL Y-17804
Lineage: Eukaryota; Fungi; Ascomycota; Saitoellomycetes; Saitoellales; Saitoellaceae
Exons: 2
Coding region: 114-392 (92 amino acids)
Source: RefSeq, a predicted model, not a curated record
GUUGUUGAUCCCUCCACAGACUGCGAGGGAUGACCCUCUCUUUAUAGCCGCCCCCCAUCACAGUUGACACCCCCACGCGUUUCGUAUCGUAGCGCGACCCCAGACCCCGCGGAAUGGCAGGUGUGAUGACUUGGUGGUUGUACGCGGGAGGUGUUUCCUUCCUUGGGUGUGUGGGGUGCAUAUCGGAGGAUUUCUCCGCGGCUGGGGAGCACGCUCGAAGGUUAAGCACGAUUAACAUAGGCGCUUCGACCGGUAGGAUACGGACACCGCCAGGAGGGCAGAGCAAGAAGCUCCAGCUCGACGGCAUCGCAGCAGCCACAACGACGACCCAGCUGUCAACCGGUUCUCCGGUCCCGGAAAACAUGUCUAGUCCACUUCAUUCUCACAACUGAGAUCCUAAUCUCAAAACGGGAGAGAUCCUCCCUUUCUCCGGGUCAGCCUACAGCCGGCCGCGGGGGUGCGGUGGCCGGGCGCCUUCGCUGGCGCGCGACUCGGUUGGGGUGAA